Numida meleagris (helmeted guineafowl) is the source of this 3820-nucleotide messenger RNA. It is a transcript of the gene IFT74, whose product is annotated as intraflagellar transport 74. NCBI's taxonomy places the organism in Eukaryota, Metazoa, Chordata, Aves, Galliformes, Numididae. Gene Ontology annotation, molecular function: beta-tubulin binding. Gene Ontology annotation, cellular component: cilium; centrosome; intraciliary transport particle B. The record is from RefSeq and is a predicted model, not a curated record. The transcript has 20 exons. Bases 121 to 1941 code for a protein of 606 amino acids. Gene Ontology annotation, biological process: cilium assembly; intraciliary transport involved in cilium assembly.
GCGAUACCGCCGCCGUUGCCUGAGGAGGCGUCAUGGCUGCGCGGGGCUGAGGGGAGGUGGUUACUGCCGCCUGGGAAGAGGUCUGUGCCGGCCCGCGGCUCUGUCUGGUUCGCUCCGAGCAUGGGCGAAGUUCGAAAGGAUACAGACAUGGCGAGCGGCCACAGAACUCCCGUGGGCCGUCCUUCGAGAGCAGGAGUAGGGCUGCCAGCAAGGCCGUCCUCUGCAGCAAGGGCUCCCUCAGCAGCCAGGAUAGGAACAGGGAUGCCUCCCAGUACAUCAAGACCUGGUUCUCGUGCUGGUUCUUCAACUACUAGUGGAAUCUUGUCACCUCACAUUAAAGUAGCAGAUCGCCCAGUCACACAGCAGGGAUUAAGUGGAAUGAAAACUGGAAUGAAAGGUCCUCAGAGACAGAUAAUGGAUAAAACUUAUUAUCUUGGACUGCUGAGAAGCAAAACCGGUGAACUCACAUCAGAAAUUAACAAGCUGCAGGAAGAAGUAAAAAUGUACAAGCAAGAGAAAUCUGCCUAUUUGUCAUAUGAGAAAAGGGCGGAGGCUUUAGCGGGUGAAAUCAAAGAAUGGCAAGGUCAGCUAGAAGACUACAACAUGGUUGUGGAUCUACUUAACACCAAUACAGACAUAGCAGAAGUGAUUCGUGAUUACAAUUUGAUAAAAGUAAAGAAUGACCGAGAUGCUCAGAGUGUGGAUAAAAUUUUCACAGAAAGACAAGCCACAGAAAAGUUAAUUCAAGCCGUGGAAGAAGAUAUCGAACGUAAUAAAGUUGCAGCAGAUGACAUAAUAAAAGACAUGACUGAGGAAAAUCAAGCUAAAUAUAUGGAGAUGAAGGCUGCAAAUGAAAAGGUGUCCCAGGAAUUGUUUGCUCAACAGCAGGAAUUGGAUGCACUAAGCAUAAAGGAGGUGUCUCUAAGAGCUGAAAUAGCACACUCCCCGGUGAAGCUGGAGGCAGUGCAGCUGUAUGAAAAGCUCAGUGAGCUUGAAGAACGUCGGAAUCAAAUGAUUGCUGAGGACAAGAACAUGGAAUCUCCACAGGAGGAAAGGGAGAGAUUACUGAAGCAGGUUAAAGAAGAUAAUCAAGAAAUAGCAAGCAUGGAAAGACAGCUGGCAGAAGUAAGAAAGAAAACAAAGCAUUUUAAAAAGGUUAUUCAACAACUUGAUAUAGAUUUGGAGAAGCAUCAAGGAGAGGAAAACUGGAAAUACAAGGAGCUGAAGAAGAGAGAAGAAAGCAUGGACAAUUUUCUUGAAACUUUUGAAGAGGUGAAGAAUCAGGAACUGGAACGAAAGGCCCAAAUAGAAACCAAUAUUAUUGCACUCCUGGAGCACUCAAGUAGGAAUGUGAACCGUAUGAAACAAAUUUCAUCUAUUACUAAUCAAGAGCUGAAGACUAUGCAGGAAGACCUCUCUUUCAAAUCGAGUGAAGUGCAGAAGUCCCAGAACACUGCUAAGUAUCUGAUUACAGAAAGUCAAAAGCUGCAAAUGGACCUGCAGAAGAUGGAACUUUUGGAGGGCAAGAUGACUGAUGAACUGGCUUCACUUAAAGAGAAAAUUGAACAAACUACAGCAGAGUUGGAGGUUUAUAAAGAUUUGCCAGCUCUGAAAGCAUCAGGAGAAGAGAAGAAAAAGAGACUACAGGAUGACAAGGAAAAAUUAACAAAACUUAGCCAUGGUUUCAAGAAAAUAAUGGAAACCUUGAAUGCAGAAUAUGAAACCCUCAGGAGAGAGCUGCAGGAGAAUGAGACACAUUCUCAGCUUACAAACUUGGAGAGGAAGUGGCAGCACCUAGAGCAAAAUAACUUUAUGAUGAAGGAAUUCAUAGCAACAAAAAGUCAGGAGAGUGACUACCAGUCAGUAAGGAAGAACGUGAGAAAGCUGGUCACAGAAUACAACAAAGCGCUCAUAGAAGCUUUACAGAACACCAAGAGCUGAACCCCGGCACUUCCUUCCUGACCCAAUGGACCAACAAUGAGUGAUGUGCAUAGGCAGCCCAAAAAGAUGGACUACUGAGCUCAUUAGCUCACCACUACUGUGAUACAUGUUCUUAAAAAAUAUUUUUCCAAGUUUAUAGAAAUCCUAGGUUUUAAUAGUUCUUCUCUUUUUGCAACAUUUGAAAUAUUCAGGAAUAAGCUUCCAGAUUUUAGAAACGUACAGAACUAAAGAGGAAAUACUGCAUAGUAACUGUGAAGUCACCACAGUAUUUUACCGAGGCCUGUUGCUGAAUUGUAUCUCAGAUACGAAGCCUCGGUCUGCUUUACAAAAUAGAUGUGUAAUUGUCUUUUAUAUCAGCAUACCUUCCCUAUUUAUAUAGCAGUUUAUAACAAGUAAAGGAAGCAUCUACGGACAGCAAGCAUCCUCUUAAGUCAGAAUUGUUUCAUGUUUUAAAGACUUUCAACAAAAGCAAAUGUUCUUUAAGGAUCUGUCAGCAAUUUUUCAUUUCCCAGUCAAGAACUGAUUAACUUCUAAGGCAUGUCCUUAUUAUAUCUUUAAUAUAAGGACAUAACUGUGGUAAAAUGUAGCAAAAUGCAGCUAGUAUUAACCUUGUUCAGAGCACUUUGAUUUUUUGCUAUUCACCAAUAAAGGAAGUAUUUUCUGCAUAGUUUUUUUGCUUCAGGUUUCAAGCUGAAGUGUCAUACAUAAACUCAGUUUCUAGAAGAAGACAUUUAAUAGAAGUUCAACAUAGAACAAAAUCAGGACUGAUCCAGAAAUAAUGUGCUUUAUGAUACAUAAAAGUCAGAAAACAUUAAGCAAAAUUUCCAUGUGUGUACUUCCCUCACAUUCUACCUGUAAUGUAAUUUUAAACUACUUACUGAUAAUUUCCUCUACUUUGCACAUUGUAAAAUAGUGGUGAGCAGAGAAAAAAAGGUGCAGCUGAGUAUAGGUGUGAAUCUCAGACAGACAGUAAUCUCAAUGAAAAACAGUUGAAACAAAAAGAGGGGGGCCUGGAUUACUGCUGCCUUAGAAGAGUUGUCCUGAAAAAGAAGUACAGUGUGCUUCACUUCACAAAACUGGAGCAGACAGUGCUGUGUUAAAAUAGAAGUUGUGUGUUUUUGUCUUUCAAUUUCUCCAAAUCUGUGAUUGUCAUUUUGGGUAUAUGGCAGAAGUAUGUAAAACAAACAUACUGAUGAUCCUUGCAGAGAACACUGUAUUUCCAAAUUCAGCUUGGUAAAUGCUAUUGCUCUCUAAAUUUCUGUCGGUAUAAUAUUUAGAUAUAAUGGAACAGGAUUUCUAUAAACUGAGGGAUGUUUUCUAGGGGAAAUUCCCACUAAUGUCUCUUCCUUCCUGUCAAAGUUUCAGCUAUUCCAGAGAGAGCCCAUUAUUUGCUGAGAUAAAGUUGAGGUCUGAUAUUCUCACCAGUCUAACCAUCAGCCAGUGAGAUCGUCUCCUGAAUUCCACUUGUGCUACAAUAACAUGUUUUAAUGAACAAUGGAAAGAAGCAGCACUCUGAAUAAACAGGCUGCUUUAAAUUUGCUUUCACUCAGGGCAGGGAAUGGUUUUGUUCCUUGGCAGCAAUUCUGUAGGAUAGUAGGGUAAAGUUUACAGGUUUUUGUUGUGUUCCCUGGGAGAUGCCUGUCAUAAAAAUGUUUUCUCUAGCACACUGAUUUGUUUCUUGUUCUCUUGGAAGUCUCCAGAUUGCCUGUUUCUGUCUGGGAUCUUGUUGAUCAUUCCUCCUUUUAACAAAUCACUGUUACGGUUUUAGUCAUACUCAUCAUAUCCUUGGCUGAAAAAACUGUACAGAUUCGGAAUGAUGAGCCACUAAGGGAGCAUUUUAUCUCCUGGUGGGAGAUUAAAUGUACUCAUUAAGAAAUCA